AUGCCUCCAAAGGAAAACAAAAAAAAUUUAAAGUUUGACAGGGACCCCCAGGAGGAUGAGCAACAGCUAAAUGAUGAUAUUAUGAAAAUAAGCAUGCGCUUGUCCGCCCUGAAGACGCAAUAUUCAGGACGUCUUGAGGAGAUAUUGGUUUUGAGGCGUGAACAGAAAGAGCUACAGUGUAGUUGUGCCAAUUUUGAAGACGACCUUCGUCUUGCUACAUCGAAUAAGGUAGACGUGUUGACCGAUUUUGCGCGUCAAUACAAAACCAAGGAAGACGAAAAAAUACGCGUUUGUACAAAGUUAGAUGAUACUUUAAACUGCCUUGAGGUGGAAAAAUUGAGGCUUACUGAUGAAGCCAAACGGGCGGAAACUGAAUAUGAAGAUGCUAUCAAUGCGCUAAAAGCAGAGCAUGAUUGUUUAUUGGCUCGUAUAGAUGAGAUGGAAAAGGAGGUUAGUGUUAUCCUGGACAAUACGCGUUCCAGAAUGCCUGAUGACUGGACCGAACCUAUUUCAUUCCCAUAA
Trypanosoma rangeli is the source of this 522-nucleotide messenger RNA. RefSeq lists its product as uncharacterized. NCBI's taxonomy places the organism in Eukaryota, Euglenozoa, Kinetoplastea, Trypanosomatida, Trypanosomatidae. The coding region runs from base 1 to 522 and encodes 173 amino acids. The transcript has a single exon. The record is from RefSeq and is a predicted model, not a curated record.